Messenger RNA from Symbiodinium natans, 696 nucleotides. The record is from the annotation of a GenBank genome assembly. NCBI's taxonomy places the organism in Eukaryota, Dinophyceae, Suessiales, Symbiodiniaceae.
AUGACUUCUGGCAGCAACCAUGAAGCGCUUAUGGAGUUCCCCUCGAUCGUUCACUUAAACAUCGGUGGACAACGGCUGACAACAACGUUGGCAACCUUGAGGGCAGAACCCGAUUCCAUGUUGGGCCUCAUGUUCAGUGGCAAGCAUCCUGUUCUUCGUGAUGCCGAUGGUUGCUAUUUCAUCGAUCGAGAUGGAAGGCAAUUUCAUCACAUCCUGAACUAUUUGCGUGAUGGAACUCUUCCAAUUGGCCUUUCCAGGGUGGAUCGCCUGGAGCUUCUCCGGGAGGCCGACUUCUAUGGGCUGAGGGCUCUCUAUGGCUUCAUCGGUGGGCCGACGGUGCAGGCCGCCAUGAUGACCGGAGGCGGCACAGGCGCUUGGCUUCGAAGCCUUUGGGACGACCUGGCGAAGACAGAAGCAGCGGACUUCUCAGUGAACAGCCACAGUCACAGAGUUUACGCUCGACUGCGAUAUGGGCAAGAAUACAGUGGAGACUGGAUCGUAUCCUCUCCCAGGAAUCUGCCCCACGUCCAGUACGAACUUUAUGACGCAUGCUUAGCGAGAGAUCCCAUCACGGCGCUCAACAAAAUGGGUGCUGCUGGUUUCAGACCCUGCUUGGAGCCUCCCGUGAUGCCCGCAAGCAGUGCGUCCUGUCACGACAACUGGGAGAUCAUGAUGUACAAGGAUGUCUGGCAGUGA